Molecule: messenger RNA, 3545 nt
Organism: Styela clava
Lineage: Eukaryota; Metazoa; Chordata; Ascidiacea; Stolidobranchia; Styelidae
Molecular function (GO): protein binding
Source: RefSeq, a predicted model, not a curated record
AUUGGUCAGGUUACUAAACACAGUUCAACGGAAGAAGGAGACUUGAAAUGAACAAAGCUAUUUACCUAUAUUUGCUGCUUCUGCAAGAUAAAGAUUAAGUAAGCAUGUGGAGAAUAUUUAAUGGCUUAUCAAGAGGUCUGCGGACUAGAACCCCUGCACCACCCAGUCAAACAUCUUCCUUGCCGGAAGAUAAUGAAAAUGUUUCUCGAGCAAGAAUAGUGGAUAAUGAGGAUAGAGAUGGAAGAUCAGACCAAUCUUUCCCAUUCUCUCAACUAUCUGACUAUUCAAUUUCACCAGAAGCCAAGAUUACUCAGAGGAUUCUUGGCACUCCUAGUGAAGCUGAUCUACUAUUGAGAGAAUUCUUCGGGCCGUCAUGGAAGAAUAAGAAUGCUUCAUCAAAUGGUCAAAGACAAAACAAUAAUGGAGAAUGUAGAGAUAUUCCAGAACAUAUUUGGAAUGGAGUAGGAUUGGGGACUGCUUGGAUGACGGCCCUUGUAUUAGGGCGGGCAGUCCUUAGUAAUUGGAACCGCCGGUGUAAACGACCACAAUCACAAAUAUCUUUUGAUGAGAGUAUAACUACGUGGCAAGAAUUUGAAUAUCGAUAUUUAGACAACGUUCAUGAUCGUUUACGAACAUUUGGAAUUCAGUGUCCGAAUCUCGAAAUGCAUCAAAGAAGACGAAUGCCUAUGAUAUUGCAUGUUUUGCCAUCAGCUAUAAGUCGGAAUCCAAUACUUGCAGCAGGCGGGGAUUCCAAUACAGAUAUCCAAGCAAGCAAUGAGAAAUCAUUCAGAAUAAAAGCUGUAGGAAAUGUGCCAAAAGUUGAUCUGAUUGACACACCACCCAAGCAGAAAUCUGUUAGUUUUCAUGAGAAUGUAUGGGAUACUUCUGAUGAUGAUUCUGCUUCUUCGUCUCAAAAUAACACUGACGAUAGCAGAAGUGAGGUAUCUGAGGAAGCUGUUGAACGUUUUGUUGAAGAUACGAAAGACUGCUCUGGUGCUACAUAUAACAUUUUAGCAUUGCAAAGUCUUCAUGUUGGCGAUUAUAAAGAAGCAUUCCAAAGAUUUCAACUUGGUAGCAACGAAGGAUAUGCUAAAUCCCAUUUCAAUCUUGCAUUGUGUUAUGAGAAAGGUGUAGGAACAAGAAAGAAUUUUGAAAAAGCCAUGGAAUUGUAUGAAAAAGCAGCAUUCAAAGGCCACACAAAAGCACAAUAUAAUCUUGCUUUACGAUUGCUAGAUAAAGGAGGAUCAUCUCGUGUUGUUCAUGCUAUCGGGUUACUAGAAAAGGCUGCUUUGAAUGGAUUCACACAGGCUCAGUCAUUUCUUGGUGCACAUUUGACGAAGCCUGGAGAAUUUCAAGAUUUCAAAAAAGCUGUUAAAAUGUUCAAGAUGGCUGCUGAAGGAGGGGACACAAAUUCUAAAUACCAUCUCGGUAUCUGCUACGAACGAGGAUUAGGAAGUUUGAAGAAAGAUUUGAACAAAGCUUUCGAUUUAUAUUCAUCUGCCGCAUCCUCUGAUCAUCUCUGCGCCCAAUAUAACAUGGCAAUGAUGCUUGAAGUUGGAUUUUCAGGAAUGGAAAAGAAUACUAAAGUCGCUGAAGACCUUUUGAAAUCAGCUGCUAAACUGGGACACCGACCCUCCGCUCUUCGUUUGAAGGAGAUUGAAAAAUCAAAAACUAGGUCAACCAAGACACACAAUGCCAUACGUGAUUCAAAUCAGGCCUAUAAAAUGUAUUAUUCACAAGGAACCCCCUCAAAUAACCGUGUCAAAACAAGGGUCGAAAACUCUUAUGCGUCAGACUCUAAUCAUAAAAUAAUACCCAAAGAUGACGGAAUAAGUUUCACACUUACAGGCACUGAUGUAUUGCAGUCUGGUGUACCAUCAACACAAUCUUAUUCAAAUGUCAAUAUACUGGAUCACUCUACAAUUUUUUCACUCAAUGUUUUACAGAAUUCAUCCGUCCAGUUGAAUUUAAAUAAGAGCAAAAACAUUCCUAGAUUACCAAAUGACCCCAUCACCGGAAUCGUACAGGAUUACCUCGGCUUAAGAAGGGUUUCUACAACCCCUGCUAAUUUAUGCUACCAUUCUCCUCUCAUGGCAGGUCCAGUGAACCCUUUUUCACUUGAAGUGUAGCUCUGAAUUGCAAGUUAACCUUUUUUCUAUGUUUCAUUUAAGAAAUUUUGCAUGGUCUGUUAACCAUAUGCGAACAGACUGGAAAUUGUCGCACAUUACCCACAUACUGGGCCCCAUCCUUGGGAAGCAUUUUUUAUUUGCUUCAGUCGUUCAACCAAAUAACCAUUUUUCAUGCAUCAGUUAUUUUGAUGCCUCCGCCAGUUCAAUUUUUUAUUUUUUUAUCAUUGUUUCAAGUGCCUCUAUUUUGUGUGAUAAGUCGUCUUCAGUCGGACGAUCUUAAUUAGGGUAAACAAACACUGUCGCGCAGAUGUCUGAUGACUCUUGAAAGCAGAUAAAGAACCCUCUUAUAACCUCACUGUUUCACUUCAAUCAAUUUGUAGAUUAUUUUCUACCACUUCAGCUGUUUGCAAUUUACAAUCGUAAAUAAUGUCGUAAUGUUGCUUUUGAUAAACUAAUUUAUGAAUCAACUUCUUGCCAACUCAACUUUAUUGCAUGACUAAACCUGAAAAUAUCAUUUGUAUGAGAAGAUAAUUGAUUUUUCAGUUCUGAAAUUAUUUGAAGGAUUUGUGUCACUUGAAUAUCUUGUAGCAAUUUUAUUAAAUCCAAGUGUGUUAUCAGGGAUGCUCAUAUGUGAAUAUGAUAAUUCUACAUUUGUCAACUAUUUUACCUGAAUGGACAUUUGGAUCAUUUUGAAAAUCGUUAUUUGUCGGGAAUAUAAUGCCUCUUUCAUCAAGGACUGGACUAAUCAUUGUCAAAGAUGGAAGUGUCCCAGAGAAAGCUAUCGUGUAUCUCUCUUUAUUAUUCUCUCAAAAGUAUGGACAUGUUUCCUUAGUUAGAAUUGAUUACAUCAACAAUUACAUGAGUUGCAAAUGCUCUAAAUUCAAUUUUGCAACAGAAAUUCAGUAGAUAUCAUUUGAAAUGGAUGCUUGAUAAUACAAAAAGACAUGAUAAAUAAUUCAUUUUGUGAUGUUUAUAAGCAGUUAAAUUGCAAUCAUAAUAAUGUCAAUAGAUAGCAUGGCUAUAAUACUCUACAGUUACCUUUUUUAUGUGAAUUAUGUCUUUGUGACCCCAAUAGGUAGACAACAAAUAUUGACACUUACAUAUGUCUGCAGGAAACUAUUUCUUUCCAUAUUAAUUUUUGUAUUAAAAUGCUAAAAUAACUUUUAGCUUCCUCUGGAAUUAGUAGAGUAAUGUUUGUUACCAGUGUUUUAUCCCGUUUUCCGAAGGUGUUCUCUCAGAAAUUCCGGGAUAAUAUGUUUCCAUGGAGGGAAUAAUCCCAAGUUCCUGUUGUAUUUGAAAAAUACAAUUUUUAUGCCAGAAAUGAUUUGUUGGUACUACAAAAUUGUGUGUUUUUUUACUAAAUCAUUCUUUGUAUUUCGUUAAUUUGAAAAACGAAAAUAAAAUGUGUCUGCAUUA